GAAGAUUGCAGGUGUUAUGGUGACGGUAAUCGGUAAAUACGGGUAACUCCAGCACUGCGUAACGGCUUUCUCAGUUUCUGAUCCUCACUCCAUUUUCUCCCUCUACAUUCUCUCUCCGCAUUUCACAUUCCAAAAUUGGAGCAGAAUCCGAAUCGCUUCGAAAGCGAAUUGUGUUGCUGGAUCCAUCUGCAUCUGAACGAUCUUUGAGUUUCGCCGGCGAAGAGGGUGACGGUGGUUCCGCUCUCUCCCGGCGGCGGAUCUGAACGGAGAUGGCGUUGUCUGGCAUGAGAGGUCUCUCCAUCUUUAUCAGCGAGAUCCGAAAUUGCCAGAACAAAGAGCAGGAGAGGCUCCGCGUCGACAAGGAGCUCGGCAACAUCCGAACGCGCUUCAAAAACGACAAGGGCUUGACACCAUAUGAGAAAAAGAAAUAUGUUUGGAAAAUGCUUUACAUACAUAUGCUUGGCUAUGAUGUGGAUUUUGGUCACAUGGAAGCUGUUUCUUUAAUAUCUGCUCCAAAGUAUCCAGAAAAGCAGGUUGGGUACAUUGUGACAUCGUCUCUGCUCAAUGAAAAUCAUGACUUUCUGAGAUUGGCAAUAAACACUGUGCGCAAUGAUAUUAUUGGUCGCAAUGAAACGUUCCAGUGCCUAGCAUUGACCAUGGUUGGAAAUAUUGGUGGGAGAGAAUUUUCCGAGUCCUUAGCACCUGAUGUACAGAAAUUGCUGACAUCUAGCAGCUGCAGACCACUUGUGAGAAAAAAAGCUGCUUUGUGUUUGCUGCGACUAUACAGGAAAAACCCUGACGUUGUCAAUGUAGAUGGGUGGGCGGAUCGGAUGACACAACUUUUGGAUGAACGAGAUCUUGGUGUUUUGACAUCAUCUAUGAGUCUUCUUGUUGCCUUAGUGUCCAACAAUUACGAGGCAUACUGGAGUUGUGUUCCAAAGUGUGUCAAAAUUUUGGAACGCCUAGCUAGAAACCAGGAUAUUCCACAGGAAUAUACUUACUAUGGUAUCCCAUCUCCUUGGCUUCAGGUCAAAACAAUGAGGGCUCUUCAGUAUUUUCCCACCAUUGAAGAUCCAAACACCAGAAGAUCAUUGUUUGAUGUUUUACAAAGGAUACUCAUGGGCACUGAUGUUGUGAAAAAUGUGAACAAAAAUAAUGCAUCCCAUGCUGUUCUUUUUGAAGCCCUUGCUCUGGUAAUGCAUCUGGAUGCUGAAAAAGAAAUGAUGUCUCAGUGUGUGGCACUUCUUGGAAAAUUUAUUGCCGUUCGUGAGCCAAACAUUCGAUAUCUUGGCUUGGAAAAUAUGACUAGAAUGUUUAUGAUUACAGAUGUACAAGAUAUCAUAAAAGGACAUCAAGCUCAGAUUAUUACAUCAUUGAAGGAUCCCGACAUCAGUAUUCGGAAGAGAGCUCUAGAUUUGCUUUAUAGCAUGUGUGAUGUUUCAAAUGCAAAGGAUAUAGUUGAAGAACUACUGCAGUACCUCAGUACAGCAGAGUUUGCUAUGCAAGAAGAAUUAUCAUUGAAAGCAGCUAUUCUUGCUGAAAAGUUUGCACCAGAUCUUUCAUGGUAUGUUGAUGUGAUUCUUCAAUUAAUUGACAAGGCUGGGGAAUUUAUUAGUGAUGACAUCUGGUUUCAUGUUGUGCAAUUUACUACAAACAAUGAAGACCUACAGCCAUAUGCUGCGGCAAAAGCACGAGAGUAUCUUGACAAACCUGCCAUACACGAAACAAUGGUUAAGGUUAGUGCAUAUAUCCUUGGAGAGUUUGGACACCUUUUAGGGAGACAACCUGGGUGUAGUCCAAAGGAAAUAUUUAACAUUAUACAUGAGAAGCUUCCUACUGUAUCGACUUCUACUAUUCCUAUUCUCCUCUCAACAUAUGCUAAAAUUCUUAUGCACACUCAACCAUCAGACCCUGAACUACAGAAUCAGAUAUGGGCAAUAUUUAAGAAAUAUGAGAGUUGCAUUGAAGUUGAGAUACAGCAACGAGCUGUUGAAUAUUUUGCAUUGAGUAGAAAAGGUACUGCUUUAAUGGAUAUAUUGGCUGAAAUGCCUAAAUACCCUGAGCGGCAGUCUGCAUUGAUCAAAAAGGUGGAAGAUAAUGAAGUUGAUGCUGCAGAACAAAGUGCAACUAAGUUGCGAACCCAGCAGCUCUCUCAAACAUCAAAUGCUUUGGUGGUAACUGACCAAUGUCCUGCUAAUGGAACUCCACCUAUCAGCCAACUUAGUCUUGUAAAAAUACCCAGCCCCAACACAAGCAGCAAUGUGGAUAAUCAUUCAACAAAUCAAAGUUUAUCCCAUGAAAAUGGGACUUCGAGUAAACUAGAUUCUCAAUCUCCCCCUGCUGAUCUCCUUAGUGAUAUCUUGGGUCCUUUGGCAAUUGACGGCUCUCCGAGUAGCAGUGUCCACCCGCAACCAAAUACAAAUUCGGGAAUGGAAGGUGCUGUGGUUGAACCUCUAUCAGCCAUAGUACCUGCUGGAGAGCAGGCCAAUUCUAUGCAGCCCAUUGGAAAUAUAGUUGAAAGAUUUCAUUCUUUGUGCUUGAAGGAUAGCGGUGUUCUAUAUGAGGAUCCUUACAUUCAGAUUGGCAUUAAAGCGGAGUGGAGAGCUCAUCAUGGGCGUCUGGUUCUUUUCAUGGGGAACAAGAAUACUUCUCCUCUUGUCUCUGUUCAUGCUAUACUAUUGCCUCCCACUCAUUUGAAGAUGGAUCUUUCGCUAGUACCAGAAACUAUACCUCCCAGGGCACAGGUGCAAUGUCCACUAGAAAUCAUUAUUCUGCACCCAAGCAGGGACGUAGCUGUUAUUGACUUCUCCUUCAAGUUUGGUAACAAUAUGAUCAAUGCCAAACUUCGCCUUCCAGCUGUCCUAAACAAGUUUCUCCAGCCUGUAGCUGUAUCUGCUGAAGAGUUUUUCCCUCAAUGGAGAUCACUUACUGGACCACCUUUAAAGCUUCAAGAGGUGGUUAGGGGUGUUAGACCACUUCCACUGCUUGAAAUGGCGAACUUAUUCAACAGUUACCAUUUGACUAUUUGCCCAGGGCUUGACCCCAAUCCGAACAAUCUUAUUGCAAGUACAACAUUCUAUUCAGAAAGUACAAGGGCGAUGCUCUGUUUAAUAAGAAUUGAAACGGAUCCAGCAGACAGAACCCAGCUGCGAAUGACGGUUGCUUCAGGAGAUCCCACACUAACGUUCGAGUUGAAGGAGUUUAUCAAGGAACAACUAGUCAGGAUCACCGCAGCAACGCAUACACCUACACAAGAACCACCAAUGGCACAACAAGCCAUUUCUCCAGAAGCAUCGACGGACCCUGGGGCAAUGUUGGCUGCACUUCUGUGACAUUAUAAAGGUGAACGAUGGAUGUUCAGUACACACUCGUAAUUGUAAACAUGAUUUCUCACAAGCCAGCGGAUUGGUUAUACAGAACCAUAUGAGCAAGAGCCUUCGGAAUUGAGGGUGAGUUAUAAUUUGUUGCCCGUUGUGUGUUUGAUUUCUCUGGUUUAAUCGGCAUUUUGAGAUUCUUUCUGCACAAAAUGGCUGUCCAUGAACUCCGAUUUUACUUGGGCGAGGGUUUAAUUCUUAUAAUUUCACCCAUUCCUCUUUCAAUGGAUUGUUUAUAGUGUGUGCACAUAAUACAUGUAAAAUAUUGCCUCGUAUAGAACGAACUGUAAUAGAUCUUUUUAUUCUCUAAUUUGUUUCAAUAAUAGAAUGGGGUUAUACAUAUUUC
Abrus precatorius (Indian licorice) is the source of this 3720-nucleotide messenger RNA. RefSeq names its product AP-2 complex subunit alpha-1-like. Gene Ontology annotation, biological process: intracellular protein transport; clathrin-dependent endocytosis. The record is from RefSeq and is a predicted model, not a curated record. Gene Ontology annotation, cellular component: AP-2 adaptor complex; membrane coat. The transcript has 27 exons. NCBI's taxonomy places the organism in Eukaryota, Viridiplantae, Streptophyta, Magnoliopsida, Fabales, Fabaceae. The coding region runs from base 270 to 3332 and encodes 1020 amino acids. Gene Ontology annotation, molecular function: clathrin-cargo adaptor activity.